Molecule: messenger RNA, 926 nt
Organism: Telopea speciosissima
Lineage: Eukaryota; Viridiplantae; Streptophyta; Magnoliopsida; Proteales; Proteaceae
Product: cysteine proteinase inhibitor A
Exons: 4
Coding region: 37-756 (239 amino acids)
Molecular function (GO): cysteine-type endopeptidase inhibitor activity
Source: RefSeq, a predicted model, not a curated record
AGAGAGAAAGAAAGAUAAGCAAUAAAAGCGCUACAAAUGAAACUCAAUCGCUUCAAUUAUCGUUCUUCGUCCGUUCUUCUUCUGCUAUCUAUUGUGGUUUUCUUCUUUGCGUUUUGUGAAUUAGGGUCUUGCAGUGACGAUAAUCUGAUCAAAAUGACGACCUUGGGUGGGGUUCGUGAAGUUGAGGGGUUUCAGAACAGUUUGGAGAUCGAUGAACUCGGCCGUUUCGCUGUUGAUGAACACAACAAGAAAGAAAAUAAGAUUCUUGAGUUUUCUGGGGUGGUGAAGGCGAAGGAACAGGUGGUUGCUGGUACUCUCCACUAUCUCACUCUGGAGGUGGUUGAGGCUGGUAAGAAAGUGAUCUAUGAAGCCAAAGUCUGGGUAAAACCAUGGAUGAACUUCAAGGAGUUGCAGGACUUCAAGCCCGCUAGUGCUUCGGCUUCGUUAACUUCAUCCGAUCUUGGUGCUAAGCAAGGCCACGAGCCAGGAAUGCGAGCAGUUCCUGCACAUGAUCCAAUAGUCCAAGAUGCAGCAAAUCAUGCUGUGAAGACCAUCCAGCAGAGGUCCAACUCUCUGGCCCCUUAUGAACUGCUCGAGGUUCUCGUUGCAAAGGCUGAGGUGAUUGAUGAAGUCGCCAAACUCAAUUUGCUUCUCAAGGUGAAGAGGGGGAGCAAGGAAGAGAAGUACAAUGUUGAAGUACAUAAGACUGUUGAGGGUAGCUUCCAUUUGAAUAGCAUGGAACAAGAUUCCUCCUGAAUUAAUGCUAAAAGCAGUGUGGACUCAUUAAAUACUGUUUGUCUAAUUUCCGACUCUUGAAAACCUUUCAGAAUCUUGUGUUGAAAUAAUCUUCGAGAGCUAUAAAUACUUGUGUUGAUCGUGUGCCUUCUCUACUAUGUUGAAAUAUCCAUGUGUUGUUAAAACAGAAA